AUGGAGUACCCACUACCGGGACCGGUGGUAGCUCUGCUCCAGCAGGAGAACGCCUCCAUGGUCCCAAAGUCUUAUUUCAUUAGCUCGGACAAGAAGUCUAUAAAGAUAACGCUAGUUUACGCCAAAGCUGAUCAACCAGCGGACCCGGUGACUACAUCGUUAGCUGACAGAAAGAAGACCCGGUAUGGACCUUCGGGAAAACCUUCCAGCAAACCAUCAUUGAGGCGUACGCGGAGCAAAGUUCUUUCGGAAUCUUCGACUUCCACAAGCAACGAGCAAACAGAUAACGUGUCUCACAGUGAAACUGACCAACUGUGCGUUAGUCCUGAGCUACCGAUUCACACAGACAGAAAACGGGACGGCGAACGAAUGUCGACGGCUGACAGUGGGCAUCCAUCUUCAUUCGGUGUUGCCACAAAUGAGCACGACACACUAUCAGAGUUCGAUUCUGAAGUUGGGGAUGAGGGCGAUGAAUCGGGUUGUGACUCAAUUAGUUCCUUACGGUCUGAAAAACCGAGGACUCCCUGCAGUGAAAUGGCUGUUCCUGCAUCCUCCAUAGGUCCUGGUGAAACACCGGCAGCAACUCGAGAUGAAAUGUGGCAAACGUGGACGCGUAUUCCAAGGACUCAGAUAUCCAGUCGCAGCCUCAUCUCUACGCCCCUGUCAACUGUACGCCGCUCCAUGUCGCCGUCUGUAGCAUUUGUCCAAAGAACUAUUCCAGCCGCUGUUACACUGCGCAGACCACGAUUACACGAAGGAGUUUCAUGGGACGGUUCAGGGAGCUUAUGA
Molecule: messenger RNA, 789 nt
Organism: Candidula unifasciata
Lineage: Eukaryota; Metazoa; Mollusca; Gastropoda; Stylommatophora; Geomitridae
Source: the annotation of a GenBank genome assembly